AUGGAACGCGCUUCGAAGUAUGGGCGAGCUCUCGACACCACCGACAAGCUACGCGCGUUCCUAGACGCCCUCAAGUCCGGCCUGACCGGAAGCAACCGCAGCAAUCUGAGCCGCCGGAACAGGCUGUUUGCUGACGUGGGCGGUAGCGUCACACCCGGGCUGAUGCAGUACCUCGACCUGCUGGAAGCGGCGUACGACCGCCGGAGGGGGAGGCCCCAGGGGUUCUGCCGGGCGGUCUGCGGAACGAUGGUGGGCUGGGCGGAAGCGGAAGAGCGGAACGGUCUGGAGCACGAAGAACUAGAGGCGGAAAUGUUCUCGAAGUGGGGCAAAAGCGGGAAGGGGUUCUCAUUGGUCCCGGAGGCGCUGCAGGACGCGAUGCGGCCUGAGUAUAAGGCGGCGAUGGAAUAUGCGGCGGACUACCUGCUGAGCGAUUCCGGAUCGAGCGCGCUUAGCAGCGGCCUGAGGGUCGCAAAGGUCCUGACGGGGGUGUACGCCAUCCAAGAUCUGGACGAAGAUCUCGCUGACGUCAUGGUGGAGGACCUGUCAAGCCUGGAUCUCCCUGACGGGUGGAGAAACUACCUGCGAGAGAGCCGUGCGGAAACGGAAAUGACAGACACCGCGCCGGCCGCAGGGGCGCCCGCGGCGCGGCGCGUGCCCGCGCGCGCGCGCGGUUGGCCCGCGUCGGCUGUUUUCGACGUGGGCGGCUCUUCCGCAGAUGACCGAAUUACGUGCCCGGACUGCGGCAAGGGGUUCGCGAGCCGACACUCUCUGGCCAACCACAAGCGCGUGCACGAUUCUUGGCUGGCCAAGGACGUCGGUAGCAGCUCAAGGGGCCAGAAGAGCGGAGCGUCCGCCGUCGAUGUGGAUUCGGACGACGAUCGGACGGUCCGGCGUGUCCUGGAGAAGAAAGCCAAGUUUGGCUCCAGCCGGGGCGACCCAGCGAGAGAAAAAGCGUCCCCGAAAAAUGACGUGGCUGCCGACGUGGCGCAAGCUCUGAAGGCGAUGCUAGCAAAAGAAAUCAAAGCGGGCGCGCGGCUCCUUACAGAGGAGGUUUAA
This is a messenger RNA of Klebsormidium nitens, 1056 nucleotides long. Lineage: Eukaryota; Viridiplantae; Streptophyta; Klebsormidiophyceae; Klebsormidiales; Klebsormidiaceae. The record is from the annotation of a GenBank genome assembly.